Oncorhynchus kisutch (coho salmon) is the source of this 4988-nucleotide messenger RNA. It is a transcript of the gene f2r, whose product is annotated as coagulation factor II (thrombin) receptor. Gene Ontology annotation, cellular component: plasma membrane. The record is from RefSeq and is a predicted model, not a curated record. Gene Ontology annotation, biological process: positive regulation of blood coagulation; positive regulation of Rho protein signal transduction; blood coagulation. Lineage: Eukaryota; Metazoa; Chordata; Actinopteri; Salmoniformes; Salmonidae. The coding region runs from base 210 to 1466 and encodes 418 amino acids. Gene Ontology annotation, molecular function: thrombin-activated receptor activity. The transcript has 2 exons.
AGAGUAGGCGAGGCUUUUUACGACCUCUUUUGUUGAUGGAGUCAGACUUUUCAAAACCAAUGUGUCUUUUGGUGCUACGCGCUGACUGUUCGAAGGCUUACGGCAGUUUCCCUCACAAAGAAAAAUAGUUUUGAGAUAUUUUCUUUGUCUUAUGUUAAAUGAAACGUUUGCCUGCGAAAUCAAUUUAGGAUAAGAGUGAAUUUACAGUCAUGGUUUAUUGGAUUGUUGCGACGUUGGCCCUUUUUGCUCUCCAAACUUCAGCAUAUGUGCCACAAAAUGACUCCAGACUCAACCUGAGGACGUUUGCAGGCAUCUUCCUGUCGGUGACUGAUGAGCCCAUCGACUACAUAGGGCUGGAUGUACAGGAGGGUAGUGGCUCAGGGAUGGGCCAGGAGCCAGUGAAGAAGCAGGAGCAUGGCCAUCACGGCCCUCGUCGCUCCACCAAGAUUGUCAUCUCUGAGGAGGCCCGCAGCUUCCUCCAGGGUCGCCUAGCAACGGCCUUCGUCCCCACAGUCUACACCCUGGUCUUCAUUAUCAGCGUCCCCCUCAACCUGAUUGCCGUGGUGAUGUUUGUGCGUCGUAUCCGUCCGAGGAAGCCGGCGGUGAUCUACAUGCUGAACCUGGCCAGUGCCGACCUCCUCUUCGCCCUGCUGCUCCCCUUCAGGAUCUCAUAUCAUUUCCACGGCAACAACUGGGUUUAUGGCCCCUUCAUGUGUCGCCUGGUGACAGCAGCCUUCUACUGCAACAUGUAUUGCUCUGUCCUGCUCAUGAUGUGCAUCAGCAUCGACCGCUUCCUGGCGGUGGUCUACCCCAUGGACUCCCUGACGUGGCGUAGUCCACAGACGGCCGCCGUGGUCUGUGGCGCCAUGUGGCUGUUGGCCUUGGGAGGAGUGACCCCCCUCCUGCUCUCCAGACAGACCAUCCACCUCCCGGAUGUGGGCAUCACUACCUGCCACGAUGUGCAGGAUGUAGACAAGCUCCGUGCCUACUACCUCUACUUCUUCCCCAUUUACUCCUCCAUCUUCUUCUUCAUCCCUCUGGUGUUCACAGCUGUGUGCUACGUCCGUAUUGUGCAGGCCCUGGCCGCGGCCAACGUGGAGAACCGCUCCAGGAAGUCUCGUGCGGUGGUGAUGGCGGUGACAGUGCUGGUGGUGUUUGUGGCCUGCUUCACCCCCACCAAUGUCAUCCUCCUGGUGCACUACCUCAAGCUGGCCCAUGGACGCAGUGACAGCUCCUACCAGGCCUACCUGCUCUCCAUGUGUGUGGGCAGCAUUAGCUGCUGCCUGGACCCGCUCAUCUACUACUUUGGUUCGUCCCAGUGCCAGAGACAGGUGGCAGCUCUGCUGGGCUGCAGACAGGCUGGGCCAGGAGCAGAGCUAAGCUCUCAGACAGGCAGUACCAGGACCAGCAGACUGGAGAGCAUUCAGAGCACUGUGGGCAGUCAUUACAGGAAGCUCAUGGCCUGACGCCUUAGGACUGCGAAUUCGAACAGACUCUAGGGCUGCAUCUCGAUAGUCUAGAGCAGGGCUUCUUAAACUAUGUGUCGUAACCCAAAGUGGGCCCUGGGCAUGUGAGAGGUAGGACGCUAGUUAUGAUCUGCAUCUAUAAUCACUCGGGCUGUCAAACUAAAACAUUUCAUAGAGUUCAUCGCAGAAUUUGGUGUGAUUAAUUGUGAUAAAUCGCAAAUUCUGAAUAAUCUAAAAUUGAGCUGUAAUUUACCAUUGCUUUUAAUACAAAAAGCAUUACAAGAAUAUUGACAACUUGAUUUUUGUCCAAAGUAAUGUUAAGCAAAAUCCAUUAAAUUGAUAAAGCACACUAUCUUUAACCUCAAUGUCAACUUGUUUUGACAUUGCAUUGUUGUUUUUAGCAGUAUAGAUUAUGUAUUUUGGUUGCCUGACGACUCAAACUGAAUUAUUCCGCUGCUCUAUGUUCAACUACAUACUUCAGUCAGACUGCCAUCGUUGAAGUUGUUUGUGGUGACGUCAAAAUGAGGGGUGUUGUACAAAAUAAAGUCAUCAGUUCGUCUCUAACCAAUCAGAGUUUCAAAGCCAAUGACAAAUUUUCUACAUGCCGCUAAUUCCCACGUGUUCUUGCUCUGGCCCAACGUAACUGAUUAACUCUGACAGCCCUAGUAAUCACACACUAUUUCUUCUUCAUGUGGGUCUUUGGAGGAUGAUUUGGGUCACUAGAGGACGGUAAAUUUCUAAUUUGGGUCUCGAGCUGAAAAGGUUUAAGAACCCCUGGUCUAGGAUGUCUUUGUCUCCUCCCUCAUCUAUUUCCCUGGGUCUCGAGCUGAAAAGGUUUAAGAACCCCUGGUCUAGGAUGUCUUUGUCUCCUCCCUCAUCUAUUUCCCUUCAUCUGCACUGAUUUAAAACGUUAUAUAGAUGAAGGCAACAUAUGGAUGCCUGCCAGGCAUUUUCGCUCACCUGUCCAGUACCUUUAGAACAAUGCAGAUGAAAGUAAGGAGACAAGGAGAGGACUCCACAUAAGAGUAUUGAGAUGCAGCCACUGUUUACCCUGUCCACCUUGUCAAGUGAGGGAGCUUGAAUUUAUUGCACUUCUCUUUUUGAUUGUCUUAAUAGUUUUUUCAUAGUUUGCGUUUAAGUCAAGAGCCGUAUUUUAAUGCCAGUCUACUGAUAGUUACACGUCUAUAAAUGCUUUGUUACUGCAGAUACUGUAUAUUGAGUCAUGCUUAAGGCAAAAUUCUGGAAACAUUCAUUAAAUUCCCAGGUUUUCCAGAAAUCCUGGUUGGAGGGAUCCGGGAAUCGUCCAACUAGGAUUUUGGGAAAACCAUAUAAUUUAUUGAAUGUUCACGUAAUUUUGUAACCUUAGUAAAUAAUACUGUUUAGUGUGCACUCUAUACAUAUACAGUGUGUUGGGAAAGUAAUCAGACCCCUUGACUUUUUCCAUAUUUUGUUAUGUUACAGAAUUAUUCUAAAAUUGAUUUUCCUCAUCAAUCUACACCCAAUACCCCACAAUGACAAAGCAAAAACAGUUUUUUUAAAUUUUGUUUUUGUAAAUGUAUUAAAAAUUAAACACAUACCUUAUUUACAUAUUCAGACCGUUUGCUAUUUGACUUGAAAUUGAGCUCAGUUGCAUCCUGUUUCCAUUGAGUAUCCUUGAAGUUUCUACAACUUGAUUGGAGUCCAACUGUGGUAAAUGUAAUUGAUUGGACAUGAUUUGGAAAGGCACACACCUGUCUAUAUAAGGUAACACAGUUGACAGUGAUGUUGAGGAAAUUGUCCGUAGAGUGCAGAGACUGGAUUGUCACGAGGCACCGAUCUGGGGAAGAGUACCAAAACAUUUCUGAGGUAAUGACGUUCCCCAAGAACACAGUGGCCUCCAUCGUUCUUAAAUGGAAGACGUUUGGAACCACCAAAACUCUUCCUAGAGCUGGUCGCCUGGCCAAACUGAGCAAUCGGGGGAGAAGGACCCCGAUGCAGCACUCCACCAAUCAGACCUUUAUGGUAGAGUGGCCAGAUGGAAGCACUCCUCAGUAAAAGGCACAUGACAGCCCACUUGGAGUUUGACAAAAGGCACCUCAAGGACCAUGAGGAACAAGAUUCUCUGGUCUGAUGAAACCAAGAUUGAACUCUUUGGCCUGAAUGCCAAGCGUCAUGUCUGGAGGAAACCUGGCAUUAUCCCUACGGUGAAGCAUGGGGUGGGAGCAUCAUGCUGUGGGGAUGUUUUUCAGCGGCAGGGACUGGGAGACUAGUCAGGAUCGAGGGAAAGAUGAACAGAGCAAAGUACAGAGAUUUCCAUGAUUAAAACCUGCUCCAGAGAGCUCAGGACCUCAGACUGGGGAGAAGGUUCAUCUUACAACAGGACAACGACCCUGAACACACAGCCAAGACAACGCAGGAUUGGCUUCGGGACAUGUCUCUGAAUGUUCUUGAGUGACCCAGCCAGAGCCCGGACUUGAACCAGAUCGAACGUCUCUGGAGAGACCUGAAAAUAGCUCCCCAUCCAACCUGACAGAGCUUGAGAGGAUCUACAGAGAAGAAUGGGAGAAACUCCCCAAAUACAGGUGUGCCAAGCUUGUAGCGUCAUACCCAAGAAGACUUGAGGCUGUAAUCGCUGCCAAAGGUGCUUCAACAAAGUACAGAGUAAAGGGUCAGAAUACCUAUGUAUUUAGUUCAUGACAAUAUACAGGUAACACAUGAGUAAAUGAGGGAUAUAAAGUAUAUUGAAGCAGGUGCUUCCACACAGGUGUGGUUCCUGAGUUAAGUAAGCAAUUAAUAUCCCUUCAUGCUUAGCGUCAUAUAUAUAAAAAAUAUUGGGCAUACCAUUAUUUUGGCUACCAUGGCUAUGCCCCCAUCCAGAGCACGAGUGGUCACUGAAUGGUUUGAUGAGCAUGAAAAUGAUGUAAGCCAUAUGCCUUUGCGGUCUCAGUCACCAGAUCUCAACCCAAUUGAACACUUAAGGGAGAUUCUGGAGUGGUGCCUGAGAGUGUUUUCCACCACCAUCAACAAACCCAAAUUAUGGAAUUUUCUCAUGGAAGAAUGGUGUCACAUUCCUCCAAUCGAGAUCCAGACACUUGUAGAAUCUAUGCCAAGGUGUAUUGAAUCUGUUCUGGCUCGUGGUGCCCGAUGCCCUGUUAAGACACGUAAUGUUGCUGUUUCCUUUGUUUUGGCAGUUACCUGUAUAUUACUAUGUGCUCUAUAUAAACGUUUAAGAAAUAGUCCAUAUUGUCAUGCAGUGUCUCAAAACCACAGUAUUAACAUGAAUAGUUUACAUUGGCUGUCUACACAUUUCAAGUUAAGUAUGAAAGUAGUUGGCGGUUGUCUGAUUUCUUAACUCCUCACUAACCUACAGGAAGUUUUACAUUGUAUAACCAAUGUUACAUUUUAUUCAGAUCUUAUUACUUCAAUGGAAUUAGUUACAAAAUGAGUUUGAAUGUCUUUAUUUAAAUGUCUGUUUGGACAGUUAUAUUGAACAGUUAUCACUGUAACUAUCAAAGAAACAGUAAAGACAUUUUUUUAUCAUUA